AUGUCCCAGCGUUCAGAUCACUCUCGAGCAACUCAUUCCCAAGACGAAGAUGACUAUCAGUCAGAAGAUACUGCUGCUGAUGUUUUUGAGGAGAAUGCUGAUUUAGCCGAAGAUGGAGAUGAUGAUACUUUAGCUGAAUUGUUUGGUGCUGAAGAAGAAGCAGUACAAGAUGAAGAAGAAGGAGAAAAUCUCUUUGGUGAAGAUAUGGAACGAGAUUAUCGUCCGCAGCCAGAACUGGACGUUUACUCACAGUCAGGCAUGGAUGAUGCAUCAGAAUACACGGAGCUGACAGAGGGAGCACGUCGUGCAGCUGAACGCGAGAUGGAUGAGCGGGAUAAUUUACUGGAUGAAGAUGCUCUACUCUACGAACAGGAUGAUGCAGAUGUUGGACGACGUAUGCGCCGUUAUUUUCGAAAAGAUCGAACUGAUGACAAUGAAAUGGAAGUCGAAGAGGACGAAGAAAUUCCUAUCGAUAUUUUAGAAAACUUUCGAGGAAGAUCGACACGUGAGCACGUUUCAGAUGAAGCGGUAGGACGAGAAAUAGUGAGGCGCUUUAAAAGCUUUGUUCGUGGAUAUAAAGAUGCGAAGACCAAAAAACUGAAGUAUUUGGAGGCGAUAAAACUAAUGGUGGCAGAAAAUCGUGAGUCGUUGGAAAUCGAUUAUGAAGAUUUGGCGAGUGAAAAUGGCGAGCAGAAUAUUUGUUACUUCUUGCCAGAAGCACCCAUACAAGUGCUAAAUUAUCUUGAUCGUGCGGCAACCGAGGUUACACUUUCGUUAUUUCCGUUCUUCCCUCGUAUUGCUCCAGAAGUCAAGAUACGCAUACGGGGGCUUCCUGUUGAAGAGGAUAUACGAAUGCUACGUCAGUUGCAUCUGAAUAUGCUGAUCAGAACAUCUGGUGUUGUGACGGUUACUACAGGGAUGCUACCGCGGUUAUCUAUCGUAAAAUUUGACUGCAGUGUGUGCGGUUACCUUCUUGGUCCAUUUGUCCAACAUCAAGAUGAAGAAGUGAAACCUACAAUGUGUCCGUCUUGUCAAAGUCGUGGACCAUUUGAACUGAACAUGGAAAAUACCAUCUAUCAUAAUUAUCAACGAAUAACUAUCCAAGAAAGUCCCAAUAAUGUCGCUGCUGGAAGAUUGCCUAGAAGCAAAGAUGUAGUGCUUACUGCUGAUUUGUGUGAUGCAUGCAAACCGGGUGAUGAAGUCGAAUUGACUGGCAUUUAUACGAACAAUUAUGAUGGAUCAAUGAAUAGCAAGCAGGGUUUUCCUGUUUUCAGCACUGUAAUAUAUGCAAAUUAUAUAUCGAAGAAAGAUAAAAUUGCUUCUGACAGUCUUACUGAUGAAGAUAUUCAGAUUAUUCGACAAUUGUCAAAGGAUCCGCAGAUAGCCGAAAGAAUAUUUGCAAGUAUUGCACCAUCAAUUUACGGUCAUGAUGAUAUCAAACGGGCCAUUGCGUUGGCACUGUUCAGGGGAGAACAGAAAAAUCCUGGUGAAAAACAUAGCAUCCGAGGUGACAUCAACGUUUUAUUAUGCGGUGAUCCUGGUACAGCAAAAUCUCAAUUUUUACGCUAUGCUGCGCAUGCUUCUCCACGAGCUGUUCUUACUACGGGCCAAGGGGCCUCGGCUGUCGGCCUUACGGCAUAUGUACAACGUCAUCCUAUAACACGAGAAUGGACACUUGAAGCAGGUGCAAUGGUACUUGCAGAUAGAGGAGUUUGUCUCAUUGAUGAAUUUGACAAAAUGAACGAUCAAGAUCGUACUUCGAUUCAUGAAGCAAUGGAACAACAAUCAAUAUCUAUAUCUAAAGCUGGCAUUGUCACGUCAUUACAUGCACGCUGUACCGUAAUUGCUGCUGCGAACCCAAUCGGUGGUCGCUAUGAUCCUUCACGUACUUUUGCUGAAAAUGUUGAUCUUACCGAACCGAUUCUUAGUAGAUUCGAUGUGCUAUGUGUGGUACGCGAUACGGUAGACCCAGUAGAGGAUGAACGGCUUGCUAAUUUUGUUGUGGACAGUCAUCGCAAACAUCAUCCAAAUGCAAAAGAAUUGCAAGAAGAGAGACUAAGAAAUUCGCAACAAACAUCUGUAAAUCGUUUUGGUUUCAUUGCUAUUAUUUCUUUAUUUUCUGAAAGCAUUCAGAUAGAGUUGAUACCACAAGCAAUGCUGAGGAAAUAUUUGAUGUACGCUCGGGAAAAUAUACAUCCGAAAUUAGAACAAUUACCGCAGGAUAAAAUUUCGAAAUUUUUCGCCGAAAUGAGGAAAGAAUCCUUGGCAACAGGGUCGGUUGCUGUAACGGUGCGCCAUGUGGAGUCAUUGAUUCGUCUAGCUGAAGCCCACGCUAAAAUGCAUCUUCGUUCCUAUGUAUGCAGUGAAGAUGUUGAUGUAGCCGUACGAGUAAUACUGGAAUCAUUUAUCAACACACAGAAGGCAUCUGUUAUGCGACAAAUGCGAAAGAAUUUCGAUAGGUAUAUCUUUAUCAAUCGUGACCAUAAUGAAUUGUUAUUAUAUCUCUUGAAGCAGUUAGUUAGAGAUCAGUUACACUAUGAACGAGCACGACAUAAGGAGACAACUCUAUCCACUAUUGGUAUUCCUGAAUCUGAUUUUAUUGAAAAAGCACAACAAGUUCGCAUUGAGAAUGUGAAAAAUUUUUAUAAGAGUCAACAUUUCCGCACAAAUAAUUUUGUGUAUGAUUCUAAGAGGAAAUUAAUUGUGCAUAAUUUAUAA
Acanthocheilonema viteae is the source of this 2718-nucleotide messenger RNA. Lineage: Eukaryota; Metazoa; Nematoda; Chromadorea; Rhabditida; Onchocercidae. The record is from the annotation of a GenBank genome assembly.